Sclerotinia sclerotiorum 1980 UF-70 is the source of this 1620-nucleotide messenger RNA. RefSeq lists its product as hypothetical. Gene Ontology annotation, biological process: nitrite transport; nitrate transmembrane transport. Gene Ontology annotation, molecular function: nitrate transmembrane transporter activity; nitrite transmembrane transporter activity. The record is from RefSeq and is a predicted model, not a curated record. NCBI's taxonomy places the organism in Eukaryota, Fungi, Ascomycota, Leotiomycetes, Helotiales, Sclerotiniaceae. The coding region runs from base 1 to 1620 and encodes 539 amino acids. Gene Ontology annotation, cellular component: membrane. The transcript is spliced from 5 exons.
AUGUUCAAAGUCCAAACACUUUGGCAAGCGCCAGAGAUUAAUCCUGUCAAUGGAAAAGCUCGCUCCAUCCCAAUCCUCAACCCUUUCAACAAAUAUGGCAGAGUCUUCUUCUUUUCCUGGUUCGGUUUCUUAAUAGCCUUUUGGUCCUGGUAUGCCUUUCCGCCAUUGUUAUCUCUCACCAUCAAGAAAGAUCUCCAUCUUACACAAAAUGAGAUUGCUAACUCAAACAUCAUUGCUCUUGUCGCUACCCUCCUGGUUCGAGUAGUCGCAGGUCCAUGUUGCGACCAUUUCGGCCCCAAGUUUACAUUUGCAGGAUGCCUUCUCCUUGGUGCUAUUCCAACUGCUCUUGCUGGUACCGUCAAAACUGCAACCGGUCUUAUGGUUCUUCGAUUCUUCAUCGGUAUACUUGGUGGCUCUUUCGUUCCUUGUCAAGUAUGGUCUACUGGUUUCUUUGAUAAGAAUAUUGUUGGUACAGCCAAUGCAUUGACGGGUGGUUGGGGUAAUGCUGGAGGUGGAAUAACUUACUUUGUCAUGCCAGCCAUUGUCGACUCUCUUAUACAAAACCAAGGUCUUACCGCUCACGUCGCUUGGAGAAUAUCCUUCAUCGUGCCCUUCAUACUCAUAACCACUACCGCCAUAUCGAUGUUAAUUCUCUGUCCCGACACCCCCACAGGCAAAUGGUCACAACGACAUCUCGCCGUGCAACAAAAUCUCCAAGCCCAUGGCAUCCACAGCCCAUCCGAAAACAUAGUCUCCAUACCAGGCUCCAUCAUGGACCGCAAAUCCGACAAAAUUCACACCUCCACCAACCCAACCUCAACCUCAUCCUCCAACUCCACUCUCAACAACGAAAAACGCCUCGAAGAAGAAGCCCAAAUCUCAUCCGCCAAACACCACACCACCACCCCCUACAACAACAACAACACCAACCAAACCUCCCUCGACCUCCCACCCCAAGAAAUGCUCACCAUAGCUCACGGCGAAAUAAUCCAAAAACCCUCCCUCCAGCACGCCAUAAACAUAAUCCUCACUCCCCAAACCCUCCUAAUCGCCUCCUGCUACUUCUGCUCCUUCGGCGCCGAACUAGCCAUCAACUCCAUCCUCGGCUCCUACUACCUCAAAAACUUCCCCACACUUGGCGAAGCCGGCACCGGCCGCUGGGCCGCCAUGUUCGGCCUCCUCAACGUGAUUUUCCGCCCCCUCGGCGGCAUUUUCUCUGAUUUCCUCUACCGCGCUACAGGAAGCGUGUGGGCAAAGAAACUCUGGCUGCAUGCUCUAGCGCUCGUAACCGGCGCCUUUUUAAUCGCCAUCGGACUUACAGAUCCGCAUGAACAUGCGAAGAUGUUUGGACUUGUAGCUGGCAUGGGACUUUUUCUCGAGGCGGGCAAUGGGGCGAAUUUUUCCCUCGUGCCGCAUGUUCAUCCGUCCGCUAAUGGGAUUAUUAGUGGUGUGGUGGGUGGGUGUGGAAAUUUGGGGGGGAUAAUAUUUGCGAUUAUUUUUCGCUAUGAGGGGAGGGAUUAUGCGAGGUGUUUUUGGAUUAUUGGCGUUUUUACGGUGGUGGUUAAUUUGGCUGUUUCGUGGGUGAAACCUAUUCCUAAGAGUCAGAUUGGGGGAAGAUGA